AUGUUCAAAAAUUGCUACAAGUUCAACAUCCCUGGAGAUCCGACCUACAACUCCGGAAAAAGCUUGGAGGAGGUCUUCGAUAACAAAUGGAGCCAGAAGCGUCGAUGGAUCGAAGCCCAUGAGCCGUCCUCUGGUCACCAAAGUGCUGGCACGUCAGACAACCCGAGCGAUUCAGAGGGUGAGGAAAGUGAGGACGAAAAUGAUCAAGAGAAACUACAUCAGCUUCAGAAACAAAUUGCGGAGAUGUCCAAGCAAGUCGAGGCAAUUACUCAAAAGAAGAAGAAGACGCCUCCCAGUAGCUCGAAGAAAGCAGGCAAAUCCAAAUCUGGCAAGAAGGAAACCAAGAAAGGUUCUGGGACAACGGUUGGCUCGUCUGGUAAGAAAGACAAGAAGAGUGGCUCGAAAUCGAGCAAGCCUGAAAAGCAGCAUUGGGUUACCUAUCGCGAGAAGCAAAUUAUUUCGCACGGUAUUAGCAGCUUACCUGAAAAGAGAAUGACCGAGGCGCUCAAGAUCAUCCAGUCGAAUGUCCCUGGAUUAAAGGAUACCAAGGAAGCAGAAAUCGAGCUUGAUAUUGAUGAACUGCCCAACGACGUUCUCCUUGUGUUGCUAAAAUUCGUGAAGAAACAUGCCCCUUCAGCUAUGGACAUUGAUGAACCCGAACCAGAACCUGUUGCGGUUGUGGCUCCGCCGAAGCCCAAGAAGAAUAAGCCUAUGAGCAAGUAUGAACAGGAAGCACGGAUCAAUAGUAUUGAGGGUACUAUAUCCCGCUUCCAAGGCGGUGGCGGCGGAGGUAGAGGAAGUUAUUCAUCACAGCCUAUACAAUCCGUCGAAGGUGCCGAGAGCAGCGAAGAUGAUGACUCUGAAGAAAGUGAAGAAGAGUAG
Molecule: messenger RNA, 882 nt
Organism: Histoplasma capsulatum G186AR
Lineage: Eukaryota; Fungi; Ascomycota; Eurotiomycetes; Onygenales; Ajellomycetaceae
Exons: 3
Coding region: 1-882 (293 amino acids)
Biological process (GO): chromatin remodeling; regulation of DNA-templated transcription
Cellular component (GO): chromatin; nucleus
Source: RefSeq, a predicted model, not a curated record